AAACAAGGUUAAUUUGAUAUUACAGUGUAUUGUCUGAUUAUAAUCAGAAUAAAGCGACUCUUACAUUAGACAGUAGCUUCAUAAUGAGCUGUAUAAGAUAAUAAUCCAGGCUUUGUGUGUGUGAGAUGCUGAAAUUGUUUCAGCUGGUUGGUGUGUGUACAGGACAGCGUGUAAGAGCUUCUCUUCAACCCAGUGGUUGGUGCAGGCUUGAAAGGUUUUGUGUGCAGGCCAGAAUGAUGGCUGAACAACAGAGUCAGAAUCACAGCCAGGCACCAUCGGUGCUGAAACGAGCUUCAGAAAGCACUGAGACUGAGAACGAGGUGAAGAAACUGAAAACGGAGGAUCAGAAGGCGGAUGAAGAAAAGAGAUAUCCCAAGAGAAAAGUUGUUCUCCUCAUGGCAUAUUCAGGAAAAGGUUAUUAUGGAAUGCAGAGGAAUCCUGGAAAUUCCCAGUUCAAAACCAUUGAGGAUGAACUCGUCACUGCUCUUAUUAAAGCUGGGUGCAUCCCUGAAAACCACGGAGACGAUAUGAAAAAAAUGUCUUUCCAGAGAUGUGCAAGGACUGACAAGGGGGUUUCAGCAGCAGGCCAGGUUGUUUCUUUAAAGCUGUGGUUAAUUGAGGACAUUCUGGAAAAGAUCAACUCCAAUCUACCUCCACAGAUAAGAAUUUUAGGUCUGAAGAGAGUCACAGGUGGCUUCAACUCCAAAAACAACUGUGAUGCCCGGACGUACUCCUACAUGCUUCCCACUGUGGCUUUCUCUCCAAAGGACAGCGACCAAAAGGACACGUCAUUCCGUCUGUGCGCAGAGACGCUUCAGAAAGUAAACAAGCUUUUCGAUCUCUACAAAGGCACCCACAACUUCCACAACUUCACGUCGCAAAAGGGCCCGCGGGACCCGAGCGCCAAGCGCUACAUCACGCACAUGUCCUGCGGGGAGCCGUUCAUUAGACAGGGGGCUGAAUUCACUGUGAUCACGGUGCGAGGCCAAAGCUUUAUGAUGCACCAGAUCCGAAAGAUGAUCGGCCUGGUGAUUGCUGUGGUUAAGGGGUAUGCGCAGGAGGAGGUCAUUGAAAGAAGUUGGGGGGAAGAAAAGGUGGAUGUCCCAAAAGCUCCUGGGCUGGGCCUGGUGCUGGAGAGGGUUCACUUCGAUAGGUACAACAAGAGGUUUGGGGGAGAUGGGCUUCACGAGACGUUGGAGUGGAACCAAGAGGAGAAAGCCAUCUCUGACUUUAAAGAAAUGCAUAUUUACCCGAGUAUAGUGGAGACGGAGUCCCAGGAAAAGUCAAUGGUGAGCUGGAUGAGCACUUUGCCCAUUCAUGACUUUGAGGCCACUGCGUCAGGCAAACAGCAACGCAAGGAUGAAGAUGAAGACGGAAAUGCUUCUGACUAAGUCACUUCAAAGCACCUCUACCCCACAUCAAUAUAUCUUUCUUUCAUACAACAUAUACUUUAAAAAUAAACUUUUUAUUUUACUGCU
Molecule: messenger RNA, 1478 nt
Organism: Trichomycterus rosablanca
Lineage: Eukaryota; Metazoa; Chordata; Actinopteri; Siluriformes; Trichomycteridae
Gene: pus1
Product: pseudouridine synthase 1
Exons: 6
Coding region: 126-1391 (421 amino acids)
Biological process (GO): mRNA pseudouridine synthesis; tRNA pseudouridine synthesis
Cellular component (GO): nucleus
Molecular function (GO): pseudouridine synthase activity; RNA binding
Source: RefSeq, a predicted model, not a curated record